GUAUCUGUGAAUAUUAGCUAAUGAGCUAUAUAUAAACUCAAACGACUCAGUAAUUUAGUAAAUGUACUUAGUUUUUUUCAGAUGUUGAGAAAAGUAACAUCUUUGAUGCUGCUCAUUAUUCUGAUGUAAUUGAUGAAGAUAGUGCAGAGCAUGUGGAUAGUGACUUUGAGGAGCAACAAUCUCAAGAUUCAUAUACAGAUGGGGAAACUGAGGAUGAACUUUCAGCAAAUCAAACAUCAAGUGAAGAAGACAGUGAUACCGAUGAUUCUGAUGGAAAAUGGUACUUAUAAACUUUCUAUGUUACCACAUGCUAUAUAGAAAUCAUCAUUGAUGUAUGAUUAGGAUUGUUUCUGUUGCAGUGUUUAUGCAGCAAAUGAUGGAGAUUUAAGGAAGCAACCAAAGAACCAAAGUACAUUGUUUUUCUUUCACAACUAAUGAAACUGUUUGAUGUUUGCCCAUCCUGUAAAGUGCCUGAUGUCCUUGUGGAAAUGAAAGAAUUUGGAACCAUGAUUCAAGUAGAGACAACUUGCAACAAUGUCCAAUGCAAACAACGCAGUAACAUUUGGGGUAGCCAACCCAACAUUAGGAUUGCUAUGUCAACACUUCCUGCAGGAAACCUACUUCUUUCGUUUGGAAUUUAGAGUGGAGGUGGAUCUGCCAGCAAAACUUUAAAAAUAUUCCAGCACAUGGGAUUGCGGUGCAUGUCAUUGCGAUCUUUUUUCCGACAUCAAAAUACCAAGCUGUUUCCAAGCAUUCAUUUAUAUUGGAAAAAGUACAAAGACUCUUUGAACACAAAUUUAAGGAAAAUCCAAGACAUAGUUCUUGCUGGUGAUGGCCGCCAUGACAGUAUGGGCCAUUGUGCCAAAUACUGUGCAUACAGCAUAUUCUGUUGUAAUGGUGACAUAAAUAAAACUGUAGAUUUUUGUUUAGUGCAGAGAAAUGAAGCUGGUAACAGCCCAGCAAUGGAGUAUCUAGCUUUCACAAAGGCACUGGAGAGGCUUUUAAAAGAUGGCUUGAAUGCGACAACUUUUAUUUCGGAUCGUCACACAUCUAUUUCAAAACACAUGAAGGAGAAGCUUCCUAAAAUUACCCACUACUUUGACUUGUGGCACUUGGUAAAAAGUAAGUAAUAACUGUGUUUAGUGUUCUAUGUGAUUGGCUUAGCUUUAAAA
Messenger RNA from Xenia sp. Carnegie-2017, 1172 nucleotides. RefSeq lists its product as uncharacterized. The transcript is spliced from 3 exons. The record is from RefSeq and is a predicted model, not a curated record. Bases 687 to 1130 code for a protein of 147 amino acids. NCBI's taxonomy places the organism in Eukaryota, Metazoa, Cnidaria, Anthozoa, Malacalcyonacea, Xeniidae.